Lampris incognitus (smalleye Pacific opah) is the source of this 1432-nucleotide messenger RNA. Its product is annotated as growth arrest and DNA damage-inducible protein GADD45 beta-like. Gene Ontology annotation, biological process: regulation of cell cycle. Lineage: Eukaryota; Metazoa; Chordata; Actinopteri; Lampriformes; Lampridae. Bases 199 to 690 code for a protein of 163 amino acids. Gene Ontology annotation, cellular component: nucleus; cytoplasm. The transcript has 4 exons. The record is from RefSeq and is a predicted model, not a curated record.
AGCGUUGUGUCAGUUAUCGCUCUUGAAGCUUGCAGAGCAUUGACAAGGACUUACAGCUGAAAAGUGAACUAACAUUUGCAGGGAUCUCUAUACUGAACUGGAUUACUUAUCUAGCACGGACAUUCUAACAUCUUUUCUUCGGAAAUACACUCUUUGGAUAUUACCCUGAACCUUGUGGACUAUAUUACUAAUUUCAAUAUGACUCUGGAAGAAGUCGUUGGAUGCAACAUUACCGAGAAAAAGAUGGAGACCGUGAGUCAAGCUUUGGAAGAACUGCUGGUGGCAGCCCAGCGACAAGACUGCCUAACCGUUGGAGUCUACGAGUCUGCUAAACUCAUGAAUGUAGAUCCGGACAGUGUCGUUCUGUGCUUGUUGGCUACAGACGAGGAGGACGAAGGGGACAUCGCUCUGCAGAUCCACUUCACCCUCCUCCAAGCCUUCUGCUGCGACAACGACAUCAACAUACUGCGCGUUUCGGGGAUGAGACGCCUUGCUCAGGUCCUGGGCGAGCCGAACACCGACAACAACGACAACAACGGCAAUGAGCCCAAAGACCUGCAUUGCAUUCUCGUCACUAACCCCCAAUGCCAAGCUCUCAAGUGCCAGGCGCUGCAGGACGUGAGCGACUACUGCGACGAGAGCCGCUGCAAGAACCAGUGGGUCCCCUAUCUGUCCCUGCACGAGCGCUGAACACACCCGGUCCGCUGUGAAACGGUAACAGCGAUGGAAGAAAAGUCAAACCUGUCCUUCAUGUGAGGACAAAAAAGGCGUUGGAUAGCGGACAUCGACAGCUGUCUGUCUGCCUGCCUGGCCGAUUCCCUGUUGCGGUGCUGCUGUCGGAGGCGGAGCGGUUCCGCCGUGACGCAUCGGACCAGCCCAUUGUCUUCCCCCGCGGAAAGGAAACGGGUCACUGCGGCGGCGGCAAGGCUGGGAGUAGGAGGUCCGCCGAGGAGGUUUCUUUUUCAUGUUUUGCCCAUGGCGUGAUGGGGAAGGGACUCGCAGUUUUACGCCACAGGGGAAGGAAAAGGACCCGUGGACGCUGUUGUGUGCUGACUUGCAAAACCUGGGACCCAGCCAUGGCUUGUUCGUGGUCCAUGUAACCUAUUCGUAAAAAUGAAAUGUGAAUGACUGAACUGUUAGAAGCUGGACGUUAUUAUGAUUGAGAUGUAAUUGAUACUGAGCAUGCUCAGAGAAAAAAGAAAACAUAUGGACUAAUAUUGCAAUGAAGCCAUGAUGCACAUCAGUAGCUGUGGCUGACUCAGAACAGCACCAGUUACCUAAAUAUGGAAUUUGUUUAUUGUUUGAUAAAUCUCUGAUGCAUAUGAACAAAUGUGAUUUUAUUUAAGUUGAAGAGAGUAAUAUAUGUCAAUGGAGUGCAUUGCUGAAAACAAUGUCUUCUUAUUUACUUAUUUGAAUAAAUUAUUGAACUCAA